Messenger RNA from Pterocles gutturalis (yellow-throated sandgrouse), 1138 nucleotides. RefSeq names its product sphingomyelin phosphodiesterase, acid-like 3B (gene SMPDL3B). The record is from RefSeq and is a predicted model, not a curated record. Lineage: Eukaryota; Metazoa; Chordata; Aves; Pterocliformes; Pteroclidae. Gene Ontology annotation, molecular function: hydrolase activity. The transcript has 6 exons. The annotation marks the transcript as partial.
AGUGUGCUGCUUUUGUUUUUCUAGGGAUGAUACUCCGCACAUCCCCAAUGAGAAGCUUGGAGAAGAGAAGGUUCUACAAAUAAUACAAAAUCUGACUUCUCUGAUAAGAGAGGCAUUUCCAGAUACUAAAGUCUACGCAGCAAUGGGCAAUCAUGACUUCCACCCCAAGAGUCAGCUUCCAGGGAAGGCGCACAGGAUGUACAACGAAACAGCUGAACUGUGGCGUCCCUGGCUGAACGAUUCUUCCGCUGCUCUUUUCAGAGCAGGAGCUUUCUACAGUGAGAAGCUGCCCAGCCCAGGGACAAGGGGGCGAAUGGUUGUCCUCAAUACCAAUCUGUACUAUGACCAGAACAGAGAGACGGCCGAUGAGGAAGAUCCCGGAGGCCAGUUCCAGUGGCUGGAAGAAACACUGACCAAUGCCUCUGGAGCAAAUGAAAUGGUCUACAUUGUGGGGCAUGUCCCUCCUGGCGUCUUUGAGAAGAAACGAGGCAAGGCCUGGUUCCGGAGUCACUUUAAUGAGCGAUACUUGAAAAUCGUGCAGAAGCACCACCAAGUGAUUGCGGGGCAGUUUUUUGGGCACCAGCACACGGAUGCCUUUCGGAUGUUUUACAGUGAUACAGGUUCUCCCAUCAGUGUCAUGUUCCUGGCCCCUGGAGUGACUCCCUGGAAAACAACACUAGCUGGAGUGGACAACGGAGCCAACAACCCUGGGAUUCGGGUGAUCGACUAUGAUCCGGACACCCUCCAAGUGCUGGAUGUGGUGACUUACUACUUGAACCUAACUCAUGCCAACACGGGAGCGGAAGAGUUCCCGGCGUGGGAGGAGGAGUACAGGCUGACAGAAGCCUUCCAGGUCCCUAAUGGCUCUGUGAGCUCCAUGCAGACGGUGCUGGAGAGGAUCUCAAAGGAUCCACGCUACCUGCAGCAGUACUACGAGUUUAACUCUGUCAAAUACGACCUCAGCCCGUGCGAGGGGGCGUGCCGUGUUGAUCAAGUUUGUGCCAUCAGGGAAGUUGAUUUUUCGAGGUACAAUGAGUGUGUUAAAACCAGCAGCUCUGCCUCUGCUGUCAUCAGUGUUUGGCUUUUGUCAUUCUGCUUGCUCUUAGGGCUUCUCAGUCCACAGCAACCGCUGCAAUGA